AUGGGCAAGUUAACUAGCACAAUCGGCAUCCCAAUCAAGCUUCUGAACGAAGCUCAGGGUCACGUCGUUACCCUUGAAAUCACCUCCGGUGUUGUCUACCGCGGAAAGCUCCUCGAAGCGGAGGACAACAUGAAUGUGCAACUGAAGGACAUCACCGUCACAGCGCGCGAUGGCCGCGUCUCGCAUCUCGACCAGGUCUACAUCCGCGGAAGCCACGUGCGAUUCUUCGUUGUGCCGGAUAUGCUGCGGAACGCUCCCAUGUUCCGCUCACGAGGACAGCGCGGCAGAGGUGUUGGUCUGGCGCGUGGUAAGGCGACGGUGCAGAGGGCUCGGGGGCAGAGAGGUGGUCGGUAA
Messenger RNA from Aspergillus mulundensis, 354 nucleotides. RefSeq names its product putative small nuclear ribonucleoprotein SmD3. Gene Ontology annotation, cellular component: commitment complex; catalytic step 2 spliceosome; spliceosomal tri-snRNP complex. The transcript has 4 exons. Gene Ontology annotation, molecular function: RNA binding. Bases 1 to 354 code for a protein of 117 amino acids. The record is from RefSeq and is a predicted model, not a curated record. Lineage: Eukaryota; Fungi; Ascomycota; Eurotiomycetes; Eurotiales; Aspergillaceae. Gene Ontology annotation, biological process: spliceosomal snRNP assembly; RNA processing.